Molecule: messenger RNA, 4298 nt
Organism: Anoplopoma fimbria (sablefish)
Lineage: Eukaryota; Metazoa; Chordata; Actinopteri; Perciformes; Anoplopomatidae
Gene: aebp1a
Product: AE binding protein 1a
Exons: 20
Coding region: 346-3408 (1020 amino acids)
Biological process (GO): negative regulation of transcription by RNA polymerase II; proteolysis
Molecular function (GO): DNA-binding transcription repressor activity, RNA polymerase II-specific; metallocarboxypeptidase activity; zinc ion binding
Source: RefSeq, a predicted model, not a curated record
CUGCAGAGAAUCCCCUCCAGACAGAUCCUCCUCUCCAGCGCGAUCAGAAGGCUUUAAAACCUCCAGCUCACAACAUUUUCUCCCUCUCUCUCUCCACGCUGAGUCGUACUUCAGAGGAGGAGGAGGAGGAAGCUCUCCAGACCUCCGUGAGCUCAUCCUUUUGUUCUCUGCAGAACACAACCCCUUUCAUGUCUUCGUUGGGACCUCAACAGGAAGCUGAAUCUGUGCUUCUGUAGGUCAGAUGUUAGUUUGAGACUCCAGAGUUUUUUUUACAGAUUGUUUGAGAUCCAGAGAGGACGUCUGCUCUUUCUCUCCAAGUCUGCGUUGUGUUUUACAUUCGGAGUAAUGAGGGCUGAGGUGCUGGUCGUCUGUCUGGGUUUGACCCUGAGCUGCGUUCUGGUCGGUGCUCGAGAUGAUUCGGAGCAGAACAAACUCUCCAGAGGUCCGAUUCAAGUGAGAGAAACCCGAGGACUUGUGCAGAACGGGAGACAGCGGGAGGAAGAAGAAGAAGGUGUCCAAAUGUCAGACGAGCCCGCUGAAGUGGUGGAAGAGGAGAGAACGAAACCAAAGAAGAAGAAGACACCUGAGGAAAUUGAGGCAGCCAGAGCAAAGAAAGCAGCAGAUAAAGAAGCCAAAGCGAAGAAGCAGAGAACCCCUAAACCCACCAAGAAGCCAAAAGCCCCGAAGCCCACCAAAAAACCCAAAGCACCAAAACCCACCAAGAAGCCGAAGGGGCCCAAAGCCACCAAGAAACCAAAGGUGACGACGACCACAACGCAGCCGGACAUCAAGAGUCCUCUGGACGAGGAGGAGGAGCGGCUGCUCAUUGAACUGGGCUGGGACAAAUUGAUUCCACCUGUGAACCCAAACGGACCCGGAGUGGAAGAGCCUGUCGAGCCGGACCUGGACAUGACGCGUCGUAGAUAUCCUGAUAAACAAGACACAACUACUGAGGUCAUCAUGUAUAUACCAGAGGAAACCACCGGCUCCCCGUAUGUCGUCCCGUGGUACGAAGAGUACGAUUACGCUGACUUGGCCGCUAAGAAACAGGAAGAGGAGGAGGAGAGAGCACGAAAAGAAAAGGCAGAAAAAGCCGAGCGGCUGAGGAAGAAGUGGGAGGAGGAGGAAGAGGAGCGGCUGAAGCAGAUCUCAGUUCCUGUGGAACCAAAAAAGUGUCCUCCUCUGGGCCUGGAGUCCCACCGGGUGGAGGACGACCAGCUGCUGGCCUCCUCUCAGUCUCACCACGGCUUCACGGCUCAGAGGGGUCGACUCAACAUGCAGGGCUCUGAUAACGAGGACGACCUGUACGGCGGCGCCUGGUGUGCAGAGUCAGAAGAGAGCAACCACUGGUACGAGGUCGACGCCCGCCGAGAGGUGGAGUUCACCGGGGUCAUCACCCAGGGAAGAAACUCAGAGCAAAUUGAGGAUUUCGUGUCGUCCUACUUUGUGGCCUUCAGUAACGACAGCCGUGACUGGACUACACUUCACGACGGCUACGCUGAAUGGUUGUUCUACGGGAACGUGGACAAGAACACUCCGGUGAUGGGUCAGUUCGCGGUUCCCGUGGUGGCGCGUUACAUCCGCAUCCUGCCGCAGAGCUGGAACGGCAGCUUGUGUCUCCGAGCCGAGGUCCUGGCCUGUCAACUCCCCAGCAGCUACCGCAGUGAGAACGAAGUCAACCCGUCAGACGAGCUGGACUUCAGACACCACAACUACAAGGAGAUGAGACAGAUGAUGAAGGUGAUAAACGAAGAGUGUCCCAACAUCACCAGGAUCUACAACAUCGGUAAAAGCUCUCAGGGCCUGAAGAUGUACGCCAUGGAGAUCUCCGACAACCCCGGAGAGCACGAGACGGGUGAACCUGAAUUUCGGUACACAGCCGGUCUCCACGGAAACGAGGCCCUGGGUCGGGAGCUCCUCCUCCUGCUGAUGCAGUUUCUGUGCAAGGAGUACAAAGACGACAACCCCAGAGUGCGCCGCCUGGUGGACGGAGUGAGGAUACACCUGGUGCCUUCGCUCAACCCCGAUGCUUACGAGCUGGCCUACGAGAUGGGCUCGGAGAUGGGGAACUGGGCUCUGGGCCACUGGACCGAAGAAGGAUACGACAUCUUCCAGAACUUUCCAGACCUCAACAGCAUCCUGUGGGGAGCCGAGGACAGAGGCUGGGUCCCUCGCUUCGUACCCAAUCAUCACAUCCCCCUCCCAGAGAACUUCCUUAACGGCUCUCUCGCUACGGAGACCAAAUCUAUAAUUUCCUGGAUGGAACGCACCCCAUUUGUACUUGGAGCAAAUCUACAAGGAGGAGAAAAACUGGUGGCGUACCCUUUUGACAUGCAGCGUCCAUCGAUUUCUUCAAUCGAUAGCCGACGUUGGAGAGGCAACGGCGAGAUGAACGAGGAGACGUGGGCUCGCAUUCAGCGGCAGAACGAAGGAUCUCUGAGGGAAACGCCGGACGACUCCAUGUUUCGGUGGUUGGCCAUGUCGUACGCACACAGCCACCUCACCAUGACCGAGACCUACCGGGGCUCCUGCAACGGAGACGACAUCACCGGGGGUCAGGGCAUCGUCAACAGGGCCAGCUGGGAUCCGGUGGUGGGCAGUAUGAACGACUUCAGCUACCUGCACACCAACUGCUUCGAGCUGUCCAUCUUCUUGGGCUGUGACAAGUUCCCCCAUGAGAGUGAGCUUCCUCUUGAGUGGGAGAACAACCGCGAGUCUCUGCUGUCCUUCAUCGAGCAGGUAAAUCGAGGUAUUAAAGGUGUAGUGAGAGACGUGGAUGGAACCCCGGUGCCUAAUGCCACCAUAUCUGUGGAGGGAAUACGGCAUGACGUCAAAACCGCUGUAGGUGGGGAUUACUGGCGGCUGCUGAACCCCGGAGAGUUCAGGGUGAGCGCCAAGGCCGACGGCUACACCCCUCAGACCAGACUGUGCAUGGUGGGCUACGACUCCGGGGCCACCUCCUGCAGCUUCACCUUAGCCAAGUCCAACUGGGACCGCAUCAAGCAGAUCAUGGCGCUCAACGGCGGGAGGCCCAUCCGGCUGGUUCCCAAAGUCAACGUGGUGAAAACGACGCCGGCGAGCAUCCCGGCGGCCACCACCGUCGACAGCCACUUGGUCGCCCAGAAAGCAGAGCGACUCCGGAGGCUCCGGAUCAUGCGUUUACGGCGACUACGUCAGCAGAGAUUAAGAGGAGGUCUCAGCACCACUUCAACUACUACAACUACAACAACUACAACCACAACAACAACUACUACAGCUCCCACGACAAUACCCAAGACCGAGAGAACCACUUCCUGGUACGACUCCUGGUUCCCGGUGGACAGUUGGAUGACGGAGAACCCGUUCGAUAGCGUCAUCUUUGACUCGGUGCCCACGCAGGACUAUGCCUUUGAAUACACUAUUGAUUGAUUACUACGUUCUCUCUAAGACCUUUACUAACCAACAUCACAGCUUUAAAAGAAAACAGAACACAAAGUUCAUUAUUUAGUUCACAGAGUUUCAACUUGUUGGGUAAACAUUGACUAUGUUUACAUGCACCAAAUAUUCAGUUUUUUGCCCUUUUCUGAAAAAGACAAAAAAAAAGUCUAAAUAUAUUUUUUUAUCAAAGUGUUCCAGAGGUGGAGGACUUGUUGGACCGUGUGAACUCAGCCUCCCUCUUUCUUUCCUUCAAACACCUUCUCUUAAAGGUCGCCGAACAAAAUUGAACAAAAUCUAAUUCUGAACAUUGUCAUAUUUGGAAUAAUAGAGGAAUAUGAGUGUGCAUGUAAACGUAGUCUCUGCGAACGGAGAUGAAUGUGAAUUUAAGGGAACGUCCAUAAGAGAAAUAUGUUUUUAAGAAAGUUCUUGACAGAGAAUUGAUCUGGAACACAAAGUUUCUGCUGAGCAGAGACUAUACAGAUGUGAAUUUGCUCAAAAAAAACAAUAUACAGCAUAAUACAACAAAAACAUAUCAUUUUGUAUUUCUCCAAUACAAUGUAUGUAUAUCUUUAUGAUUCUUUAAUGGCUUUACGGUGCGAUUGCUGGCCUCAGUUAAACUGAUUUAAUGUUCUGCUGAAUGCAUUUGAGUAAAUGAAGUGUUUUUCUAAAUGAACUUAGUCUGUGUUUUAAUGGCCAUAUACGAGAAUAUUAUUGAUUCAAGAUGAAGCUGAGAGGACAGAGAAAAGGUAGCAAUUAAAAAACCUUUAGGCUACUUUAGCACCACGGGUGCGUCUUAAAGCUGCAUUCUCUCUCCUGUCCACCAGGGGGCGACUCCUCUGGUUGUAUAGAAGUCUAUGAGAAAAUGACUCUACUUCUCUCUU